ACCACAGGCACUCCGAAGAGAGAAAAUGCCCGUGCACAGGAUGUUCGUCCUCACGCUUUCCUCUUUAUGCCUAUGGCGUGGUCUACCCUCGGCUUCUGCUUUCUUGGCCGCACGCUUCCCUUCCUUUGCCCCACUCAGUGCCGUGUCCGCCCCUUCGAUUGCCCGUCAUAUUUCUGUAUUCCUUCCAACAAACCGCGCCAGCAUUUGCAUGCUCUCAUCGUCGUCCGAGUACUUUGCGGUCAUUGACGAGAUGAAAGUGACGGAAUUGAAGGAGCAUCUCCGGCGCCUGAAGAAACCCGUCUCGGGCACUAAGGGGGUGCUGCAAGAGCGCUUGAAGGAGGCUCUGACGGAGACACCCGUGCAGCUCAGCAGCAUCACAGCCCCCACGUCACCAGAAGCGUCAGUGACGUCCGAAGGAAGUGACCAGGGCAUGGACGUGGAGGAGGAAGAGCAACUUCUGCCCCCAGCCGACCUAGGAGAUAUUGAGGACGGGCCACUCGGCAAUGGCGGCGGGGCCAGGGCGAGUCCUGGGGGCCGCGCCGCCCAGUUUUCACGUGGGUACACCGAGGAUGAAGACGCGUACGACCAGACUGGUCGAGGCGGGGGCUCCAGAAGGGGGCCGGGCGGGAGAGCCCCGUGGAGGGCGGACGAGGAGGCGUGGGCGCAUGCCUCGGAGGAGGUGGUGGAGAUCGGGCAAGAGAUGGAGGCAGAAGUGAUGAGUUUCUCGGAUCUGGGCAUUACGGUGCGGUUGGAUGGGCGGUACCGUGGCUUGAUCUACGAGGACGAGCUCGACUACCAGCGGGACCGGCAAGGACUGCGGGUAGGGGACCGGUGCGCCGUGUACGUGCAAAAAGUCCGGCGGGACGGAAAAGUGGACGUGUCGUUUCGGAAGUUCGGAACUUUCCCCAAGCUGCAGGACGGUCGGCAGGUGGUGUGGGACGCGCUCCUGGCCUCCGCGGACGGGUCGUUGCCUCUUGGGGACCGGAGCGACAGCGAGGAGGUGGUGGCGGCCCUUGGGAUCAGCAAGAGCCAGUUCAAAGCCGCGGUGGGCAUGCUCUACAAGGCGCGGCAGGUGCAAGCCCCCGAGCCCUAUCGGAUAACCCUGGUGCCGGAAGAAGAGAGGGGUGGGGAGGGAGAAGAAGGAGGAGAGGAGGGCGGGC
Molecule: messenger RNA, 1160 nt
Organism: Nannochloropsis gaditana CCMP526
Product: rna binding s1 domain-containing protein
Exons: 1
Molecular function (GO): nucleic acid binding
Source: RefSeq, a predicted model, not a curated record